AUUUUGCUGGAGCCUGCGACCGAGUGGGAGUGGAGUGGAGCGGCUGUGGUUGCCGACUCUUUCCUCUUCCCCACGGUCCAGUCAGCGGGUUAAUUAGGCCAUUGGCCCUCGAGCCGAGACUUGUCUCUUAUUUAGUUCUGGGGAGCGCCUCGUCGACAUGAGUGAUGUAGAGGAGAACAACUUCGAGGGCAGAGUUAAUGUUCGUGAAGAAAUUGAAGAGUUUUUUCCAAGAAUGUGGAAGAUAAAUCAAGAUAAAAGAAGGCUAAUGAAAAGUAUUAAAGAUCAGAAAAUUAAAAUUGAAUGGGGGAAAAAAUUGAACAGAAGAUUGGUCAGAUAGAAGCACUUGAAUAUUUUUUUAAGGCUAUUUUGAAUUGUUUGAAUUGGGGAAGAAUACACGAAGUAUGAAAAAUGAAAAACUCAAUGAAGAAUGAAGAGAAGUAGAAAGCAAGAGUGAAGUAGAAUUAAAAGAAUCUGGAAGAAUGAAUGGGUCCUAGGUUAAGUAAAUGUAUGGUUUAUGUUCCAGUGUCUGUAUGAUCAAGUUGUAGAUGAAUUUGCAUGAUUACUUAGUUAAUAGAGAAUUGGUGAUCUGGUUCAAGUAGGGAAUUAUUGAGGACAGUUAGCAGUAUUAACAGUGGGUUAUUAUUGAGCUGAAAUUUUUUCUGGAGGGUGUUGCCUAACCAUUUGUUUUUCAGGAGCAAUCAAUAUAAAUAAUUACGGUACUUUAAAUGUUAGGUGUUAGGCAUCUACAUGACCAGUGCCAUUUGUAAUACUGUCUUCUUUGUUAGGAGUCUCGCUCUCAGUCAAAAUCUCCAACGGGAACUCCUGCUCGUGUAAAAUCGGAGAGCAGGUCAGGAUCUCGUAGUCCAUCAAGGGUUUCCAAACACUCUGAAUCCCAUUCUCGAUCAAGAUCAAAAUCCAGGUCGAGGUCAAGGAGACAUUCUCAUAGACGUUACACUCGAUCCAGAUCCCACUCUCACUCUCAUAGGAGACGAUCUCGAAGUAGAUCAUAUACACCAGAAUACCGGCGGCGAAGGAGCCGAAGCCAUUCUCCAAUGUCUAACCGGAGAAGACAUACUGGCAGCAGGGCAAAUCCAGAUCCCAACACUUGCCUUGGAGUGUUUGGCCUCAGUCUGUACACAACAGAGAGGGAUCUUCGUGAAGUAUUUUCUCGAUAUGGACCACUGAGUGGUGUCAAUGUGGUUUAUGAUCAGCGAACUGGGCGAUCUCGAGGAUUUGCUUUUGUGUAUUUUGAAAGAAUAGAUGACUCAAAGGAGGCUAUGGAAAGGGCAAAUGGAAUGGAGCUGGAUGGUAGAAGAAUUCGGGUGGAUUAUUCUAUAACCAAGAGAGCGCACACACCAACACCAGGCAUCUACAUGGGCAGACCAACUCAUAGUGGUGGGGGUGGUGGAGGAGGCGGCGGCGGUGGAGGUGGAGGUGGUGGCAGACGUCGAGAUUCUUACUAUGAUAGAGGAUAUGAUCGUGGGUAUGACAGAUAUGAAGACUAUGAUUACCGAUACAGAAGACGAUCACCUUCUCCUUAUUAUAGUCGAUAUAGAUCACGAUCAAGAUCUCGUUCCUACAGCCCAAGACGCUAUUGAUAACGGAAUGGUUGCAAUUAAGGACAUUUUUUUUCCUCUUUUUUUUUUUUUUUUUUUAAAUUCUGAGAUUUCCCCCAAGCUUUGGAUUCUUCCUACUCCUUAAGAAAAAAACUUUGGUUUAUUUAGCAUCUACACUUUUGUCAAUUGUGUUGCUGUUUUCCACCCAUUUUAUUAUACUCUUAAAGAUGUAAUUGUUGUCAUUUUAAACAGUUAAACAUCUUGAGUAUAAAAAGAACCCCAAUGUUAUGUUAUGCUUUAUAAAUUUUUUUUUUUGCUUUUACCUAGAUAAACUUCUAGCUAAUCAAAUAAGGAAAGAAACUGUCUUUUUAAAGCUUCUUUUGUGUUAGAUAUUGUAUUAGAGAUCUGCAUUUAUCAUGAGCUCCUUUUUUUUUUAACUUUAUUUUUGGGAAAGUAACACAUGAAGUAGUUCAGUCAUGUCAGGUUUGUCUGGGGUGGAAUGGAACAGUCAGGUAGUUGAAAGUUUUUUUUUAGAGAUGAAAAGCUUGUGAACUGUAAAACAUGCUGUAUUUGAAAUACAUCUGUUAAAACUUAAAAACUAAAGUGUGAUUUUUUUUGUUGUUGUUAAGUUUAUUGAAGUUUAUUCCCUUAAUCAGUGAAGGACAACCCUUAUUUAUUACCUAGAGCAGUUGUAUAAUUCGCUGUUAGAAAUUUUGGUAUUGGGACAGUGGAUAAGCAGGUUAUCACAUAGCAUAGAAUUCUUAAAAGAUACAUGUGGGGAAAAGUAGUCUCAAAUAAAAGCUAAUUUCUUUGAAAA
Molecule: messenger RNA, 2373 nt
Organism: Pan troglodytes (chimpanzee)
Lineage: Eukaryota; Metazoa; Chordata; Mammalia; Primates; Hominidae
Gene: TRA2A
Product: transformer 2 alpha homolog
Exons: 8
Coding region: 1053-1598 (181 amino acids)
Molecular function (GO): RNA binding
Source: RefSeq, a predicted model, not a curated record